CGGAUUAGGGCGGGGGUCCCGCCCGGAGCGGAUCCACCGAGGCGGCCCGAACGGGGCUGCGACGCUCCGGAUGCGCCGGCCCGCGCCUCCCGCUCUGAAACCCUGGAGAAAAAAAGUGAUAAUGAUUAAAAAAAACCCCCAAACCCACAAGCAAACCAAAACCACGCGCACAGUAAAAUACGUGAACAAAGAAGUCAGUGAAACGGUUCCCGGGACCCCCUUUCCCCCCAGCGCGGUGGGGCCGGGCAGUGCCGCGCCGCCCGCGCGGGGCCCUCCUAAGGCUAUUUUGGAAGUGACCCUUCGGGCGGCCGGAGCGUGGGGCGGGCGCAGCGAGCCGGCGCAGCUGUCCGGAAUCAUGACUGAAGAUGACGGAUUCCGUGGUGGUGGAGGGUCACGUCAAGUUGAGGGACGGAAAAAAGGUCCCCGUUCCGAGCGCCCCUUCGGCCCUGCGGGCCGGGGGUCCCCGACCGACGCCCCUUUUCCCCGAGGGGAGAGAGCCCGCUCUCCCUGCCCGGCCCUGGCUAACCCUGUCCCUUUGCCUCUCGUUGCAGUGGAAGAGCAGGUGGCUGGUGCUGCGCAAGCCCUCCCCGGUGGCAGACUGUUUGCUCAUGCUGGUGUACAAGGAUAAAUCUGAACGAGCAAAAGGGCACAAGGAGAGGAGCAGCAUGACCUUAGAAGACAUCUGUGGCUUGGAGCCUGGGCUCUCCUAUGAGGGCCUGAAUCACACACUCGCAAUCAUCUGUCUCUCUCAAGUUGUGAUGCUGGGAUUUGAGAACAAGGAAACAAUGUACGCAUGGGAUGUUCGAAUACGCUACAGUUUGGGGGAAGUUCAUAGAUUUCAAGUCUUUGUAGCACCUGGCACCAAACUAGAGAGCGGGCCUGCUACCCUGCAUUUCUGCAAUGACAUUCUCGUCCUUGCAAAAGACCUUCCUCCCAGCGUCAUGGGGCAGUGGAAGCUCUCAGAUCUGCGCCGGUAUGGAGCUGUCCCAAACGGAUUCAUCUUUGAAGGGGGUACCAGGUGCGGCUUCUGGGCUGGUGUCUUUUUCCUCUCUUGCGCUGAAGGAGAGCAGAUCAGCUUUCUCUUCGACUGCAUCGUCCGUGGCAUCUCCCCGACGAAAGGCCCCUUUGGUUUGCGUCCAGUCCUACCAGAUCCAAGUACAAAUCCAGCCUAUUCAGAAGAAAGAUUGGCUCAUGAAGCUUUGCAAUUAGAAAAGCGCUUGAGCUUGCUGUCCCAUACAAGUCGCCAAGGCAGUGGAGGAGAUGACAGGAGUCUUUCAAGCUCGUCUUCAGACACCAGCCACUCGGACAUCAGUGGGAGCAGGUUGACAGUUUGGCCUGAGCAGUCUUCAGCCAGCACCUCCCAGGAGAGUCAUGGACUGGCAGCUGCCAAGGGCAUUCACCUUGGGGAAGAAAAGACCCUUCCAGAAGGGGCACGUGGCACCACCAAACCACCUCCCAAGCCCCUCCGAUCCAGACAGCUGCAGGAAAUAGGUCGUCAGAGUUCUUCUGACAGUGGAAUAGCUACUGGUAGUCACUCUUCUUACUCUGGAAGCUUCUCUUCCUAUGCUGGGAGCUUGGACAUUUGCCACGGUGAUGAGUUUGGAUCAUUGCUAAGCUUGCCAUUGAACUUUCCGUCAGAUCAGAGUUUAUGUACUUGUCCUCACAGCGAGUCCCAGAGAGGUGUGGGAUCAGAGUAUCAGGUUCCCAGCUCUCUCAGACAUAUUUACGAUAUACCCAGGAGCGUGUUACAGGCAGCUUCUAAAGAUGUGCAACAGAAGAGUGCAGACUCUACGCUACCCAAGGACCAGGCCCUGCCACCUCAAGGUGUUAGUGACCCAAAACUGAGACUACCACACUUGGAAGCACGGAGGGCACCUGAGCACAGCCAGGACAGAGGGAGGCCUUCAUCCUUACUUGCAGAAAGCAGCAAGGACUCAAGUGAUGAGACAUAUGUGGAUUUUGUUUCAAGGUGGUCAGACACAAAACCACAAGGACAGGUGUCAGACUCCAAAAGUAGUGAGUUGUCACCACCUGGUGGGGCCUCAGCUGACCCCUGUGACACAUGUAGCCCCCACCUUGGGAUGACAAGAGCUCUUUUUUCAGCUUGUCCAAUCUGUGGUGGACUAAAGGGAACAGCAGUAUUACAGUCUGGAGUCUUACCAGCUACAUCAGGUGGUGCUUCUGUCAUGGCAGCUUCUGGGUCUUUGAAAGUGCAUAGAGGGCACAGUCUCCAAGCUGGUCCUAAAGGUGGAUAUGAGAUGCUAACACUUCCUUCAGAACCUGGAACUCCAACAGGCUCUGAGGAACCUGAAGGGGCAGUAGGUUAUUCAGCUGAUGUCCCUACAUCAGAUCGACCCCACAGUGAGACAGCUACCUAUGUUAAUAUUCCUGUCAGCCCUACUUCCAAAAAACAGCUUCAUUACAUGGAACUGGAACUUCAAGAACCUAGCACAAGCAUAAGAGGGAGUGGAUCAUCCCGAUAUGCACAGAUUGACAUUGCAGCCACUGAGACAGCCCACAAAGUGGGAACACAGCACGCCCAGUGCCGGGAGGAACGUUUGCAGGAGCUGGAGCAGAAGAAGAAAGGGGCUCAGCAGUGACCUGUCUAGGAAAGAACCUUUGGCUCACCACAAAUUGAUACUAACUCAUCUUCCAAAAGAUUCACACUAAUUGUAAAAAAUAGUCACACAAAAUGCUGCCAUUGCUUCUUGCGUUUAUACCAGAUUCAUUCCAAUAUCUUGAUUCCUAAUUGGAAAGCUGGUAGCAUGAGGGAUGUGUUUGGUCUUUCUUUUUGUUUUAAUUUGGUUGUAAAGUCCAGAUUUUUUUUUUCAUAUGCAAUGACAGAUGUAAGUUACCUUUUUCUAUAAUUCUAAAAUCAUGGAGAACCUGGAACCAAUUUCAGUGUUUAUUAAAUGGUGGCAUUUUCUUUAAAAAUAAAGAAAUUGAAUGUGUGUAGAUAAGAGAAUGUGAGUGUGUGUGUGGUAAGUGUGCACAUAUGUUUGCAUAUGUGCACAUGUAUGUAUGUAAACACACAUUACUGAUAAAAUAUAUGUAUAUAUCUGAGUGUAUAAAACAUGUAAAACCUCUAUUAAUAUAUUAAUGGACUCUUACAAAAGCAAGAAAAUCCAGUGCCUACUUUUUUGCAGGCACAAUUUUGUUCAAUUUAUAUGCUUAUUUAUGGACAUGCCUAACUUUACCUAUGGAUAAUUCAGCUUUAUACCUCAUCAAGAAUCCUGCAGCUUUGGCUAAAGUUGCUCAGAUUUAAAAGCUGUAGUGUCAGGGAUGCAUAUGUGUAUGCAUACAGAAAAGAGCACACAAACGAGUUAUGUAAUUAUAUCUAUAAGCCAUAGUAAUGUGAAGGGCCAUUUUGGGUGCUUCUGUUCUUGAAAACCCUAGAUCAAACCAUAAGUUUGAUUUCAUAGCUGCUGAGUACCCGUAAUACUUAGCAUUUUUUCUGGAGUGGAACAUAUGUAUCCCUUUGAAAAUCAUGCCUCAGGCUUCUCAGAUAGAAUAUUUUAAAAUCAGGGUAUUAAAAAGAAACAUUCACUUUUGAAAAUUGAGUCCUUUAUAUCACAACCCCUAUCCCGAAUGUCAACCAGCAUCAAAAGCAGAGCAUCCACAUUACAUCUAAAAAUUUCAUUGAAUAAUUCUCUGCUGUCCCUAAAAACAUAAAACCAGUUCUAUGUAAGAGGAUGAUGUCUCCAGAGAUGCUACAGAAUUGAGGCACAACAGGAUGUUAUCUUGUAAAAUAGGUUUAACCACGAGUCUGUGGCAUCCUGCUUUUGUACAGUUAGACUGUAUGAUUCAAAACCUGGUUUCCCAUGUAUGAUUCAAAACCUGUUUUCCCAUGUUGCAUUGCCUAUGUAAUUCUUCUGUUAUUUUUAUUUGUCCUGAUAUAAAAUGUUAUUUAAAUAAAAUGUUAUAUAAAAUGUUAUGGCAGUGACACUAGACUAACAAGGAAGUGUACUUAUGAAGAAAACAAUUUUUUUCCUGAUAACAUAUCAGCUUUGGCUUCCAGACGUUACCAGGAAUGAUAUCCUGGGUAUUAUGAUUUUUUGACCGUGUCUUCUUAAGAUCCAAUAUCACAGCCAAAUUUUUAGAUAUAUGUCAUAAUUUAUACUGGUGACUGAAAGUUUUGUGCCAGUGAGGGUUUCACUAAAUGACUUAGGAUAAGAGAUGGGUGUUUGUUUUUGAGGCAGAAUUUAACCUAUAAAUUUAUUUGACUGUAGCCUCAA
Pseudopipra pipra is the source of this 4235-nucleotide messenger RNA. It is a transcript of the gene DOK7, whose product is annotated as docking protein 7. Gene Ontology annotation, molecular function: protein kinase binding. NCBI's taxonomy places the organism in Eukaryota, Metazoa, Chordata, Aves, Passeriformes, Pipridae. Gene Ontology annotation, biological process: neuromuscular junction development; positive regulation of protein tyrosine kinase activity. The record is from RefSeq and is a predicted model, not a curated record.